Molecule: messenger RNA, 1605 nt
Organism: Mesorhabditis spiculigera
Lineage: Eukaryota; Metazoa; Nematoda; Chromadorea; Rhabditida; Rhabditidae
Source: the annotation of a GenBank genome assembly
AUGGCCAACCGCGUGCUUUCCGGCAAGCCCAAGCCGCCGCCUGACACGAUGACGCUCCUUGAGCUGGACCUCUGGAUUGCUGAGCAAAAGGUGAUCAUCUCGCAUCUGGGAACUGUGGAUGAGGAGAGGAAGGCGGCGCUGUUUCGCUCGUUCGACGAAGGUCGUGCCAGAAAGGCCGCUGCUGAAGAAGCCAAGCUGAAGACCGAGCACCUGAAGUUCAAGGCCGAGCUGCUCAACAAAUAUAUCAACGAGACGAAUCAGGAGCUGGUCGAUGUCUUUAUGGAGGUCGACACCGUUACGAAGGAACUGUUGGUCGAAAAGGAGAAGGCCAGCCAACUGGAGAAGGAUGCCGCCAGACUUCCGGCCGAGAUUGAACUCAAGAAGGUUCAAUUGACGCACUUGGAGCACAAGUUCGCUGAAUUGAAAGAAGAUAACGCCGCUUUCGAAGCUCAACUUCAGCAAGACCUGACCGUCGCCAAGGAACAGCUGGCACGAAUCAAAGCCAUCAUCGAUGCUGAUGAGGGCGAGCAAAGGCGCCGGGAGGUCAGGGCUAAGCUAGCCAAAAAGAAGAGCAAAGUCGAAGUGCUCCGGAAGCGCCAGCAAGAACUGGAGGCUCAGCUCAAGCUGCUGGAAACUGAGGCUCAGUGUCGUCGCCAGAUGCCGUUCAAGGACUUUUGCAAGAAGUUUGCACGCCACUCGUCCGAAGUAAAAGAUCUCCAAAGGAAGAUUGAAGCCUUGAAGCCCGCCUUUGAUGAGGCGGAAGCCAAGAAAAAGAAGGAGCGGAUGAAUAUGUCGAUGGAGGACAGCCAAGAGAGCAGCAACGACAUCGAAGUGGCGUCGAAUGCAAGCGAAUCCCGACGCCGAUCGUUGGAGGAGGAAGAUGCGACCAUGGAUGAGAACGAAGGCAGCAAGCGGCUCCCCUCUCAACCACCCCCAGCGAGCCAACAUCGUGAUGGCGAUCAACAAAGAACCUCGCAACAACACAAGCCGAAGAUCGUCGUCAGGGUCGGGCAGGAUGAUGGGAAUGAGGGAUCUUUUGAAGAAGAUCAGGCCAAAACGUUGCAACUCCAUUCGAAAAGCCAAGGCGUAUCGCAAGUCGGAAACAGUCAGCUCUCCAUGCCGGACAGUCAGCGCCAAAUGGCGAGCAACACGCAGGCCACAAAUGGAACCGAACAACAAGAAUGUGAGGUGAUGGACGCGUCUCCAUUUGAUUUCGAUCCAUCCCCGGCGAUGGAUUUCAACGAGCAAGGUGGCGGGACGCAACAAGACGAAGACGCAUUCAUGUUUGACGGGAUCGGAGAUACAACCGCCGGGUUUAACAUGGAAGCCGUGGAUAGCGUCGUCAAUAUGUCUGGAACAGAUGGAGCGGGCGAGCAAUUCCUGUCCUUCAUGCAAGACCACACCGGCCGUUCGGGCCAGAGCAAGAAUGAUGCCAAUGGCGAGGGCGGAAGUUUCUUAUCCGGAAGCGGUGCGGGAGCUGGCGACGGGGCUGAUUUUGACUUUGAUUUCGGAGGUGAUGGAACCAACGGCAACUCGAACGACACCUCCUACUUCGUUUUCGACGCGGACAGCGACAAUGGCAACAGCAGCUUCGGCCUCGGACUU